UUUCCAAAAACAUCACGUUCACCAGUCACUCAUCACAUGCUUCUGGUCCAUAUUCUAUUUGAAAUUUCUCAGGCUUCAAAUAAUGUUAAAAAAAAAUUAGUACUAAAAUAAAUCAAUAGAUAAAGAAACUUCCUAUCUGACUAGACCUUGCCUAGAUUAUUUAUGGGUUCUUGUCUGAAUUUUCACUGACAUUCCUCAGAUCUUUGGCUGAACUGUUUCUUGAGUACUAAAAUAUGAAAAUGGCCUUCCAAUCUGAAGUCUGAAGUAGCCCAAAAAAACCUGUCUUUGCUUUUACAAGUUUAUCCAAUCUUGUUUUGCUCUUGUGGGAGUCUCUUCAAUUCAAAAGAUGCAGAAACUCCUUUGAGCUUGAUGCGAGAUUUAGUUGCUCUUCAAAAUGGAAAAAAGAAAAUGGUUGUGGAAGAAAAAACCUUCAGAGAGGAGCCCUGGUGAAACUGAUAGCUCGGGAUCAUCACUUUCAGAGAGAUACUCAGAUGAGCAGCAGAUUGAGCAGGAGGAAGUGAAGGAUUCUCCAAAUGAUAGGACUCAAUCACCAGAAGUCACUUCAAAAGUUGUACUUGCUGAUGAAGAAGUUACAGAUACUGUUAAGAAUCUGACAGCAAAAUUAUCAGCUGCCCUUGUCAAUGUCAGUGUCAAAGAAGACUUAGUCAAGCAGCACGCCAAAGUUGCUGAAGAAGCUGUUGCAGGCUGGGAAAAGGCGGAAAAUGAAGUGACAGUUUUAAAGCAACAACUUGAGGCAGCCGUCCAGCAGAACUUGGCUUUGGAAGUUCGGGCGAGUCAUCUUGAUUCUGCUCUCAAGGAAUGUGUCAGGGAAUUGAGGCAAGCAAGAGAUGAGCAGGAGGCAAGAAUUAAUGAUGCUGUGGCACAAAAAACUAGUGAAUUGGAAUCUGUUAAAAUUGAACUUGAGAACCAGCUACACCAGCUAAAGACUAAUGUAGAAUAUACACUAGCUCGUUAUCCUGCAUCUGCAGAUCCAAACAUUCAACUUAAGCUUGAAUCUUUGGAGAAAGAAAACUCAAUUCUCAAGUUUGAGCUUCUUUCUCGUUCUGAAGAAUUAGAAAUUAGGACUAUUGAGAGGGACUUGAGCACCCAAGCUGCAGAAACAGCUAGCAAGCAGCAACUAGAAAGCAUAAAGAAGGUUGUCAAGCUUGAGGCUGAGUGUAGAAGGCUGCAAACUGUUGCUCGCAAAUCAUCAUCAAGUUAUGAUCACAGGUCUACUGCUUCCUCUGUUUGUGCGGAGUCUGUUACCGACAGUCAACCUGACAGUGGCGACCGUGUCAAUACAAUAGACAAUACUCACAAGAAAUUAGAGCCAAAUGAGUGGGAGCGAAACCGCUCAGAUUCAUGGGCGUCAGCUCUCAUUGCUGAGCUAGAUCAAUUUAAAAAUGAAAAGGAAUUGGCUAAAGAUUCUCUAGCCUCCUCAGUGGAGAUUGAUAUGAUGGAUGAUUUUCUUGAAAUGGAACGACUUGUUGCAUUGCCUGACGCUCAGAGCAAAUUUCCUUCACUUGAAUCGGAACCCAUGGCAAGCAAGUCUAGUGCUAUAGAGAACUCGGUAAAACCUGAGCUUGAAACCAUGGUAAAUAGGGUAGCUGAACUUGAGGAGAGACUGAAGAAGAUUGAAGAAGAGAAAACUGAACUACAGCAUGCUUUGACUGAAAGUGAGGAUUCCCUUAGGGCAUCACGAGCAGAACUUCAUGAGGCUGAAAGCAGGCUUGAAGAUUUGCAGAAAGAGCUUUGUGUUGUGAACGAGGCCAAGGAGUUGCUUGAGUUUCAGCUUAUAGGUAUGGAAGUAGAAGCACGGACCCUGUCAGCAAAUGUUGAUUCUUUAAAGGCUGAAGUCCAGAAGGAACGUAGUUCUUCAGCCAAAAUGGCAAUGAAAUAUCAGGAGUUAGAGAAUGAGCUUAUCAAAAAAUCGCAAGAAAUUGAGCUUCAGCAAGCAGCAAAUUCAAACAGCGAGUUAAAAAUAAAGCAGGAGGACCUAGCAGUAGCAGCUGAUAAACUUGCAGAAUGCCAGCAAACAAUUGCAUCCCUUGGAAAGCAGCUUCAGUCGCUAGCUACGUUGGAAGAUUUCUUAACAGACACUUCAAACCUGCCAGGUUUUUCUGGGAACAAAGCAAUGGUUCCUGGGUCCGCUGCAGAGUGGAAGGCGCGUGCAAAUGAUGCAUUUGUGCCUAAAUAUGAAUCAGAUCCUUCCAGAACACCAGCAUAUACUUCUAGCCUCUCAACGAAUGGGAUUGAAGGGGAAUCACCAGCAUCUUCAUCAUCAUCAACUUCAUCUGCUAAUAGUACCUCUGCCAGAAACCGUAAUGGUUUUGUCCGGCUUUUCUCUCGAAGUAAGAGCGGAAUCAACUUGAAAAUCAUCAAGGAUAGAUACAAGAAGAACUUAGGGAGGGAAGAAUUUUGCCAUUUAGAGGCGUAUGUAGGUUUCUUUGUUUAGAAGGAUAGCCGAUUAAAUGCUGUUUAAUUGGCAUCUGACUGGCUUGGUGAUGAAGCAUUCAACUUGCUCUUGGUUUAUGAUCAUUCACAUUUGUUUCUUGAUCUGUUCUGCUUGAUCUUUGUUUUGUCUUUAUAUUGAUCUUCAAGUUGAGCAAAAAUUUGCUGUUCAGCAUUAUUUGCCUAAGCUGAAUAAACAAAAUUCUUCAAUGGA
This is a messenger RNA of Coffea eugenioides, 2665 nucleotides long. Its product is annotated as filament-like plant protein. NCBI's taxonomy places the organism in Eukaryota, Viridiplantae, Streptophyta, Magnoliopsida, Gentianales, Rubiaceae. The record is from RefSeq and is a predicted model, not a curated record.